Gossypium raimondii (Peruvian cotton) is the source of this 660-nucleotide messenger RNA. RefSeq names its product secreted RxLR effector protein 161-like. The transcript has a single exon. NCBI's taxonomy places the organism in Eukaryota, Viridiplantae, Streptophyta, Magnoliopsida, Malvales, Malvaceae. The coding region runs from base 1 to 660 and encodes 219 amino acids. The record is from RefSeq and is a predicted model, not a curated record.
AUGGUGAGCACUCCCAAGUUAGUUGCUUUAGACGAUAGCCCUCCGUUUCCUGAUGUUCACUUGUAUCGAAGUGUAGUGGGUAUGCUCCAAUAUGUAUGCAUUACACGUCCUGAUCUGUCGUUUUGCGUUAAUAAACUCAACCAGUAUAUGAAUUCUCCAAGUGACACUCACUGGAAAGUUGUUAAACGAGUGUUGAGAUAUUUGGUUAGCAUAAUGGAUCAUGGACUGUAUUUUUCAAAAGGUAAGCCAGAGCUGGUGUGUUACUCUGAUGCUGACUGGGCUUCAUCUAUUGAAGAUCGCCGCUCUACUUCAGGAUAUGUUGUGUACAUAGGGUCGAAUCCUGUUGCUUGGUGCUCGAAGAAGCAAGUAGUGGUGUCCAGAUCCUCCGCUGAAGCAGAAUAUUGCAGCCUAGCCAACUGUGUGUUUGAACUGUUGUGGAUCAAACAGUUGCUAGAUGAAGUGGAUAUAUUUGUGUCCCAAACACCAAUCAUUUGGUGUGAUAAUACCUCUACAGUUUCAGUGGUUGAAAACCCCACACAUCAUGCCAGGAUAAAGCACAUUGAGAUAGAUCAUCAUUUUGUUCUUGAAAAAAUUCUUGCUGUAAUGCUUCAAGUCAAUUGUGUUCCAUCUGCUCCAAAGAAGAUAAAAAACUACGGGUAA